This is a messenger RNA of Sinocyclocheilus rhinocerous, 1978 nucleotides long. Its product is annotated as FAD-dependent oxidoreductase domain-containing protein 2-like. The coding region runs from base 49 to 1773 and encodes 574 amino acids. Gene Ontology annotation, biological process: ERAD pathway. The transcript has 8 exons. NCBI's taxonomy places the organism in Eukaryota, Metazoa, Chordata, Actinopteri, Cypriniformes, Cyprinidae. The record is from RefSeq and is a predicted model, not a curated record. Gene Ontology annotation, molecular function: monooxygenase activity; flavin adenine dinucleotide binding. Gene Ontology annotation, cellular component: endoplasmic reticulum lumen.
AUUUUCUGUUGCUGAAGGUUCGCAGCAGCAGCUGUAGUUGACGGCCUCAUGAGUGUGAUUCAGCCUCUCUCCAGGCUCCUGUAUGUCCUGUCCCUGGUCCUGUCCGGUUCUGGUUCUGGUCUUCAUGGCCGUAAUAACAGCGUGAGCCAUGAGUACUGUGUGCUGGGAGCUGGACCUGCAGGGCUCCAGAUGGGCUACUUUCUGUCCAGGAGCCAGAGAGAUUACAUCAUUCUAGAGCGAAACACAGGACCAGGCAGCUUCUUCCACAUAUAUCCUCGCCACAGAAAGCUCAUCAGCAUUAAUAAAAUAUACACCGGGAGGCGGAACAAAGAAUUCAACUUGCGUCAUGAUUGGAACUCCCUGUUGAGUGACAGGCCCGACCUCCUGUUUCAGAGAAUAAGCCAGGAGCUUUAUCCCAGUGCUGAUGACUUCCCACGUUACCUCUCGAUGUUUGUGAAGGAGCUGGGACUGAAGGUUAAAUAUGGAGCUGAUAUAGGGAGAAUUAAAACAUCAGAUUUGAAUGAAAACCAAGGCUACGUUCUGACUGAUCAGAAUGGUGUCAGUUAUCAGUGCAGUGUUCUGUUGGUGUCCACUGGCCUUUGGGUUCCUCAACAGGUGGGUUUUCUUGGUUCUGACCUAGUGGAGGGUUACGAGUCUAUUCCCACUGAUCCUGAGGAGUUUAAAGACCAGGCUGUGUUAAUCCUUGGCAAAGGAAACUCCGCCUUUGAGACGGCACAGAGCAUCUUGGGUAGAGCGAGCCGGAUUCACUUGUAUAGUCCCAGCCCAGUACGGCUUGCAUGGCAGACACACUAUGUUGGGGACCUCAGGGCAGUAAACAAUGAGCUAUUAGACACGUACCAGCUGAAAUCUUUAGACGGCCUAGUGGAGGGAAGACUGGAGGAUAUUGCCAUUGUUCAUAAAGAAAAAGAUGGAGGGAAGAGAAGAACAGCAAAGAAAAACAGUCAAACACCAACAGAGGGAAAGGAGCAGCUGUAUUUAACUCUUACUGAACUUCUUGAUGACCAGAAUGGCAACAACAUUUCAAAGGUCACUGGGCAAAAUCUGCCUGGUUACCACACUGAUAACUUCUCAUUCAGACAGCCAUAUGACAGAGUGAUCCGAUGCCUGGGCUUUCGUUUUAACUUUUCCAUUUUUGAUGGGUCUUACUGUGAAUAUCUGGAGGAGUUUCCUCUACAGGCCUUGCCCCAGCUGUCUGCUCUAUCUGGACGGCCCCUUUCGGAUCAUGGUCUUCUGGUCUUGGUCAUGCAGUAUGGACUAAACCAGACUGAUACGCUAGGACCAGGUCGAGCUGAGUCAGAAUGGACCAAAGCCUGGAGGUCCAACUUCCUCCAUCCGGUCCUGUACUACUACAACACACUACCUACAGAGAAAGAUAUGAAACAGCGUCCUGUUAGCUGGCCACUACCACGACCUGAGGCCGUUCAUCACAUGGUUGAGGACUUCUUAACUGAAUGGGAUCAGCCCAUAUCACACAGCCAACCUCUCAGACGCUUCCUCGAGCACUGCCUCCAAACUGACCUCAGGGCCUUUUAUGCUGAAUCCUGUUUCCUUCUGUCCCUCACCAGUCGUACCCCACCCCUCUUCUGCCGUCAAGGUUAUUUAAGAAAGCAGGGCAUUGUGGGAAAUAGCCACCUAUGGCAACAUGCCCGUGAGGCAGGACUUAUGGCAGAUCAUCAGGGAGACACUUCAGUAUCUGAAUACCUGAAACAUGCUGGCGCUGCAGUUGUUUCAACUAUGAACUUUGACCUUUGAAGGGCAUUAACGGUACCAAAGACCAAAUCUGUCCUGCUAAAAUCCUGUUAAUCUACCUCCCAUUUCUCAAUUUACUUACAUUUCCAUAGAAAACGUCCCGCAUCCAGCAUCCUGAGACUACGAUCAAACAUACAGUUAAGUUAAAUAAUGAGUAUUGCCUUGCCAUAGUUUUUAUAAACCAAAGUAUAGAUUUAUAUACUGUUUU